AGCAGCCAGGAUGGAGGGAAAGGAAACCCCCCUCUGCUCCAUGCCUCCUCUCCACCUUUUCUUAACCCUUUCUGCUCCUCCUCUGCUCAGUUUUGCAGUCUCCCAGGACCUUUUCUCACACAUUUUCCUGCCUGAUGGUCCUUUGCAUUUCCUAGCCCCAGCUGGAUUGGGCUGGUUGGCCCAUGCUGUCGUGGAUCCCUCUUGGUGCUCCCUUUCAAAGGUCUCAGCAUCCCCAUGCUACCUCCUGCCGGCACUUCCACCUGGGUCCCCAGCCUCAGCUCUCGGCCGACUUCGCCCUGCGCGGGCCCAAGAGCGCAUGUCUGUCCAGCCUCACCGCCUACACCCCAGCUUCGACUUCAGCCACCAACUGCAGACUCCACAACCCAUGGGCCCCCAGCCCAGGUAUCUGGCAGAGGGCACGGACUGGGACCUCAGCGUGGACGCGGGGCUGACUCACGCCCAGUUCCAGGUCCGGCCGGUGCCCCAGCCCUAUCAGCAUUACCUGGCCACUCCUCGGGUGCACCACUUCCCCAGAAGCACAUCCUCAACCCAGGUGGUUGUUCAUGAAAUCAGAAAUUACCCUUACCCUCAGCUUCAGCUGCUUGCUCUUCAGGGACUGAACCCAAGCAGGCACACAUCCGCUGUGCGGGAGAGCUAUGAAGAGCUGCUGCAGCUGGAGGACAGGCUGGGCAGCGUGAGCCGGGGCGCCGUCCAGAACACCAUCGAGAGAUUCACCUUCCCCCACAAGUACAAGAAGGCUAGGAAGCUGCGGGCCAAAUUUUCAAAAGGGUCUCAACCUUCUCCCACCCAGCGGGUGCAAUUUCCCCCCUGUCUGCACCUGAGAAGACCGCAGGAAGGCAAAGCUGAGCAAGACGAUGGCGAGGAGUCAGAUACCGACGAGAAAUGCACAAUCUGUCUGUCCAUGCUUGAAGAUGGAGAGGACGUCAGGCGGUUGCCCUGCAUGCAUCUCUUUCACCAAGUGUGCGUGGACCAGUGGCUGGCCACCAGCAAGAAGUGCCCGAUCUGCAGGGUGGACAUUGAAACACAGCUCGGCUCGGACAGCUGAAAAGACUGGCUGGACACACCAUUUUCCUUACCAGGUCGUAUGGCCAUACACCCUUGCAGCGAAAUUUUUUGCCUUCUGAGCCAUUUGAUUGAGAGGGGAAGUCUGCAGGCACGGUAGUGAGGAGAAGGAGGAAGUGAUACAAUAUCUAGCAGUAGGAGAUGUUGCACAUAUACGCAGGAUACAGGCCCAGUGAAAGGGAGCUGGCAUUCCCGGAGCUCAGAGACCCUGUGCUGCAGAAGAUUUUAGUGUUGAAUAUGAAGGAACUAGUUGUGGUUAGUCCGGCCUGUCAAUCCUGCUUUUUAUGGGGAUUGUAUAUAUACCUCUCAAAUAUGUAGAAACAUGUUAGGGGUCCUUUAGCUAUUUCUAUGGAUGGCAGCUGGAGCAUGUUAGCUUAAGAAAUGUUGUGUUUGAUGCCCUACUCAUCUUGUGGUGGACAUGUUGCUGUUACCUAAUUUGCACCAAAUAUUUUUUCAUAGAUUCCUUAUUUUGGUGCCUGAUUAAUACAUUGCAGAAGGGGAAAUAAAGAGGUCAAAUAUCCCCAUCCUUGGGGUGGGGGAAAGGGGAGGAAAAGCAAAAUCCUGUUUACAGUCAGAAGGGUUUGUGCUCUUUGCCUCAGCCGCGUGUGCUUCUUUCCCUUGCAUUUACAGUGUGUUGCAAAUUUAGAGAAGCUUAAUAAAAAUAAAAAUUGGGGAUAAAAUGAACGAAGCAGUAGGGAAAGGCUUCGUUCCUGCUUGUCUGCUGGUGCUGGACACUUUCUGUAGCAGCACAGUAUUUGAGUAGAUGCUGUUUCUUUGCUUUCUGUAUUUAACAAAGUAGCUUGUCAUAUCAAAAUCCAAGGAAGUUCUGUCUACAUGAUUGCAAUUGUCCGUGAUGCUUUCUUCUGUGAGCUGUGUGGCGUGUUGGCUUCGCCGGCACUUCUCCAAAGUGAUGGUUACGGGAGACGGCGCCUUCCGCUGCUCUUUGGGGCGUGACAAAGGCGCCGAGAGGCGCAAAACGUUGACUCUCCUCCCAUUGCCAAAGCAUCUCUUGAUAAGGGGGCAGAAGAGAACUCGAUGCUCACAAGACACUGCUGAGACCAUGAACUCUUGGUCGUGGGAGGGGAAGGCAGGGUGGAGAUGGGGCUGCCACUUUUGGGAGCCGUGACCUGUCCCAAAGCGCGCGCCCCUGCGCCCUCGCGGGCUGCUGU
This is a messenger RNA of Zonotrichia albicollis (white-throated sparrow), 2252 nucleotides long. The record is from RefSeq and is a predicted model, not a curated record. Lineage: Eukaryota; Metazoa; Chordata; Aves; Passeriformes; Passerellidae.